Molecule: messenger RNA, 1482 nt
Organism: Tripterygium wilfordii
Lineage: Eukaryota; Viridiplantae; Streptophyta; Magnoliopsida; Celastrales; Celastraceae
Product: protein SYS1 homolog
Exons: 3
Coding region: 592-1050 (152 amino acids)
Biological process (GO): Golgi to plasma membrane protein transport; protein localization to Golgi apparatus; Golgi to endosome transport
Cellular component (GO): trans-Golgi network; Golgi membrane
Source: RefSeq, a predicted model, not a curated record
ACUCCAUCAGAGUUGGAUUCCAUCGGGACUCUCUCCACUUUUCAUUUGUUCUCCUAUUCUGUGCGCACCGCCAAUAAAUUAGAGAGAGGAAAAACGGAAAAGAAAGAAAGUUGAGUUGCAACUUACAACGCAACAUCCAUUGAUCCGUCACCAGAACCCUGAAUACUCCUCUACUUUAUUUGUUAUUAGAUUUUUCACCUGUCAAUCACCGCUUAGAUCUGAACACUCUGCUACUCAAUCGUACAAUUAUCUGGGUAUCUCCUUGCCACGCUCUCCCCCCAUCUUGAUUCGAAAGAAAAACAGCAGUUAUACAUUUGAUUUGUUCGAUUAGGCCUUCUUUCCUGCUUGUUGAUUUUAGAUCCGUAACAAACAUGGGUUUUCAUCAGAAAAUCGAGCCCAUGAAGAUUUGUAGUGCUUUAAGAGUGAUUUUCUGAGAAAGAAGCGUGCUUGAUAGUUGGGUUUAACGGAAUUGUGGUUGAUUGCGAUGAGAAUUGGGUUUCCAAGAUACCCAUCUAUUCAUUGUUCAUCGUAAGUAUAGUUGAUAUUGGGAAUUCCAGAGCUUUUGCGAAGAGUGCAGCCAUUGUGGUAGUCAUGUUCUAUGGUACUGUGGUUUGGGACCCAUGGCUAAUUGUCGCCCAAAUUGUUUGCCUUCAAUGCCUGUACUAUCUAACUCUUGCAGUUUUUUUGUCAAUUCUUGUUGGGACUCGAGUGUCCCGAAUGAGUCUCGCCUAUUUCUUUGAUUUCGCUACUGUCUCUGCUUCAACGGUUACUGGUUGGUGUGUUAUUGCAUCAUUGCUGUCCGGUGCAGUCGCAGGAGCUGGAUAUCUGGUUUUCCUAAUUGAGAGGGCAAAGAAGUGCUUAGAUUUUUCUGCCACCCUCUACUUCAUCCAUCUCUUUAUUUGCAUAAUUUAUGGAGGCUGGCCUUCAACAAUAACAUGGUGGGUUGUGAAUGGAACUGGAGUUGCAGUGAUGGCAUUACUGGGGGAAUAUCUGUGCAUUAGACGUGAACUCCGAGAAAUUCCCAUCACUCGAUACCGGUCGAAUGUUUGACAGACAGGGCGAGGACAGGUGAGAACAUCUGUUCUCCAGAGUUUAUAGUUGGACAAAGCUCAUGAGAUACGAUACAAGAUCCGGUAAGAAAGUUAUUUUAGUCAAUGGAUUCUUUGCUUGAGCUGAUGGAAGCGAUAGAGAACAGCCAUAGCAAUUGUGAUAGAUGGAGCCACGUCGGGUGGGACAGUAGGUAUGCUAUGCAGCAAGAAACUUUAUAUGUACAAUUGUAGGUGAUUGGGAAACAUGAUUCUAAUUCUGCAUUUUUUUCCCCUGAUGCUCUCUAGUUUUAUGUUAUUUUCUUUGUUAAUUAGGCCUUUAUUCUUUCAUUCGAUAAAUUGACUUGAGUUUCCAGGUUAAUGUGUUGAAUGGACAAAUGUUAUCUCCUCUGUGUCGAGAUUUGGUUUUUUUUGUUUUAUAGAUGUUGCCUUGCCA